Nerophis ophidion (straightnose pipefish) is the source of this 2042-nucleotide messenger RNA. Its product is annotated as zinc finger protein ZFP2-like. Bases 140 to 1918 code for a protein of 592 amino acids. The record is from RefSeq and is a predicted model, not a curated record. The transcript has 4 exons. NCBI's taxonomy places the organism in Eukaryota, Metazoa, Chordata, Actinopteri, Syngnathiformes, Syngnathidae. Gene Ontology annotation, biological process: regulation of immune system process; negative regulation of transcription by RNA polymerase II; regulation of cytokine production.
CACUUCCUUCAAACACGUGUUUCACUGGGACAAUAGUGAGUGGUGCACACUUCCUUCGCCCGGCCACAGAAGACAAAAAAGAGUUGCUGGUGUAACAAUAGGAAGAAUAUAUUCCACUCCUCUCUUGUACACGCGGCUUAUGAGAAGGAAAAACAAGGAGAGGAUGUUGUGCGUAAAAGUAAAGCCAACCGACCACAGCUCUGUAGUCCUGGUCACCGUUGACGUGAGGUGGGACUAUUUUGGAGGUGCACGUCAAGGUUGGCUGAUGAACGCUCGUCAAGAAGAACGUCCCCUUCAGCAGCAGGAGGAUCCACAGCCCCCCCACAUUAAAGAGGAAGAGGAGGAAGUGUGGAUCAGUCAGGAGGGAGAGUGUCCUGUAGGGCAGGAGGAGGCUGAUGUCAGCAAGUUUCCACUGACUGUUGUCUCUGUGAAGACUGAAGAGCAUGAAGACAAACCACCUGAGUCCUCACAGCUUCAUCACAGUCCAAACGUCUGUGAAGAACAUCUUCUCCCUGAGCAACAGAAGUGGAGCUUCAGGAUGGAGCCACAGCCCUCCCACAUUAAAAAGGAAAAGAAACACCCACUGAUCCCCCAUUUUAAAGCGGAAGAGGAUGACCCACUGACCACUCACAUCAAAGAGGAAGAGGAGGACUCAUUGACCCCCAAUUUUAAAAAGGAAGAGGAGAAGCCACUAAUAACCCAUUUUAAAGAGGAAGAGGAGGACCUACUGACCCCUUACUUUAAAGAGGAAGAGGAGGACUCAUUGACCCCCAAUUUUAAAAAGGAAGAGGAGAAGCCACUAAUAACCCAUUUUAAAGAGGAAGAGGAGGACCUACUGACCCCUCACUUUAAAGAGGAAGAGGAGGACCAAGAGCCGCCGCACAUUAGAGAGGAAGAGGAGGAAGAGGGCAUCAGUCAGCCUAAAUGGUUGGAGGAGUUCCCAGUGACUGGUGUCCCUGUGAAGAGUGAAGAUGAUGAGGUGAAAGGUGAAAGUGAGGAGAGGGGAGGGGGGGAGCCUCCAAGCAGCAGCUCAACACAACACAUGACAACAGAAGCUGAUGGAGACCACUGUGGAGGAUCACAAGCAGACAAGCUCUUAGCUCCACUAUCAGAUAGUGAGGACACAACGUCACACUCUCCUGACACUGAUGAUGAAGACUCUAAAGAUGAUAAGACAUGUCACACUGACAACACUCGCUUCACAUGUUCUCACUGUCACAAAACUUUUAAAUACCAUUGUCGUCUAAAAUCACACAUGAGAACACACACUGGAGAAAAACCUUUCUCUUGUUCAAUCUGUGGUAAAGGUUUUACACAAAGUAUCAAUUUGAAAGUACACAUGAGAACACACACUUGUGAAAAACGUUUUUCCUGUUCAACCUGUGGUAAAGGUUUUACACAAAGUCAGAGUUUGAAAAUACAUAUUAGAACACACACUAGAGAAAAACCUUUUUCUUGUUCACUCUGUAGUAAAGGUUUUACACAAAGUAUCAAUUUGAAGGUACACAUGAGAACACACACCAGUGAAAAACCUUUUUCCUGUUCAAUCUGUGGUAAAGGUUUUAGAGAAAGUCAACAUUUGAAAAGACACAUGAGAACACACACUGGUGAAAAACCUUUUUCAUGUUCAAACUGCGGUAAACAUUUUACUCAGAGGCCAGAUUUAAAAGUACACAUGAGAACACACACUGGAGAAAAACCUUUUUCAUGUUCUAUCUGUGGUAAAGGUUUUUCAAGAAGUCAACAUUUGAAAGUACACAUGAGAACACACACUGGAGAAAAACCUUUUUCAUGUUCAAUCUGCGGUAAAGAUUUUACUCGAAGGGAAAAUUUCAAAAAGCACAUGAGAAUACACACUGGAGAAAAACCUUUUCCUGUUCAAUCUGCAGUAAAUAUUUUGCGCAACGACACUAUUUGAAAGAACACGUGAGAACACACACUGGAGAAAAACCUUUUACAUGUUUAGUAUGUUGUAAAAGUUUUUUACAAAGUCAGCAUUUGAAAAGACACACGAGAAGACACCCAGGAGAGAAAGUGUUGAG